Laccaria bicolor S238N-H82 is the source of this 1179-nucleotide messenger RNA. RefSeq lists its product as uncharacterized. The coding region runs from base 1 to 1179 and encodes 392 amino acids. Gene Ontology annotation, cellular component: endoplasmic reticulum membrane. The record is from RefSeq and is a predicted model, not a curated record. The transcript is spliced from 3 exons. NCBI's taxonomy places the organism in Eukaryota, Fungi, Basidiomycota, Agaricomycetes, Agaricales, Hydnangiaceae.
AUGAAUAUUCCCCCUCGUUUGACCAUCGUGCCCAACGACCAGGCCUGCAAUGCGUCAAUGUAUACUUUAGACACCGUACACUACAGCGACGAUGAUCGCGCAAGUGACGAUAGGUCUCCCCUGCUUGCACCUGCCACCCCAGAUUACGGCGCGACUUUCCCUCGUUCACCCGCUCAACCUUCGUCAACCAAAGUCAUUCUCAAUGCCACCCUUAAGAUGGCGUGCAUAUUCGCCAUCAGUACCAUCCUUCUUGGUGGUACACUGUGGUUGGCGCUCCCAACCCUUGAGGAAGCAGACCGUCCACUUUUGCGCAUUCCAAAGUCCUUCGCGCAACUACAAGAUUUAAAUGGUCUGUUAAAAAAGUAUCGUGACAUUUACCCAUACCGGAUCUUGAUAUGUUAUGUGAUAACAUACCUAUUCCUCCAAGCCUUUUCCCUUCCGGGCUCGAUGUAUCUAUCCAUUCUUGGGGGUGCCGUAUGGGGCGUUGCGCGUGCCCUGCCUCUUGUCUGUUGCUGCGUCGCUUCAGGUGCAACACUCUGCUACCUUAUUUCAGCUGCUCUCGGGCCUGCUCUUCUCACACUUCCAAAGUGGAAGGCUAUCAUGGACAAAUGGGCAAUCAAAAUUAAAGAAAACAAGGAGAACAUGAUAUCUUUUCUCAUCGUGCUGCGUAUCGCCCCACUUCCGCCGCACUGGGUUGUCAAUGUUGUAUGCCCUCAUGUUGGUAUUGGCGUCGUCCCAUUUUGGAUUAGCACGGCUCUAGGAAUCCUAGGCGUUAGCGUGAUACACACAACGAUUGGAGGUGGGCUAGAUGAGAUGACAAGCGCGGAUGAUUUCCACCUAAUCAGCUGGCGGAAUUUCUUCGGACUAGCAGCGGUCGUAAUUGGUGUAAUGAUCCCUGUGGGGUUGCGCUACUGGUUCAGGAGGGAGGUUGAUAGCGUAGCUGAUGGAGAGGGUGCUCUGACGCUGGGCGGGGAUGAGCAAAGCGGAGAUGAGGAAGAUCAGAUUUUAGCGGUGGGUCCGCCAAGAACGGAGCACGCAAAGAGACAAGCUCUACUUUUCACAGACGAAGAUGACCGUUACAGCUUUGAGGAUGACGACGGCGAUAUCAUCCUUGAAGCUGGACCUGACGUUGUGAGGAAAGGAAGUAACGCUGCCAGCUCAAGUAGCAGUCAUCCGUAG